Messenger RNA from Klebsormidium nitens, 4106 nucleotides. NCBI's taxonomy places the organism in Eukaryota, Viridiplantae, Streptophyta, Klebsormidiophyceae, Klebsormidiales, Klebsormidiaceae. The record is from the annotation of a GenBank genome assembly.
AUCACCACCUGCACAAAAAUUAGGCGCUUUCCGUAAGCAUGUCCUGCGUGCACAAUUUCAGGGCUGCCCAGCCCACCUCUUAUGAACGAGCCGGUCACUGCUGGGGAAGAAGGAAGUUUUGGAACCUUGAUGGCCUAAGUGAUGGCCGCAAGUGUGCCGCAGUGUCGAGGCUUGCCCUUGGUAAUGGUGCCAAGGAGUUUGACACAAGACAGCGGUGCAACACUGCAACCUUGAAGAGAAUGUUGGGUGGUACGGAAGGAUUCCUGGUCAAGUCCACAACCAGCCAAAGGAAACACCAAAGACUUGUCUGCGCCCGUGCAUCUUCUCUACGAUCAGAAGAGCCUUCUGAUGAUGGCGACUACGCUCUUCCGCCGCUCGACUUUGAGGAUCUUAUGGGGGGUGCCGCCCGACACGCACAGGCCCAAAAGGCGAAGCAGGAGAAGAACGACGCUGCGCUCUUGGAGAAUUGGGACGACUCGCCGCUGGCGAAAGAGAGCACGUAUAACAUGCUCGGCGCGAGGGGGGGACAAAGCAUGGCUCGGGAGUUUCAAGGGGAAUGGAAGUCUGUCGACCCGGCAUCGUUCCUUGCGAAACUGGGUAUGCAGUCCCCGGCAGAGGGCAAGCAGCUAGAUGAGCGACUGUCAGCAGGAGAUGACCUUGCGGACUGGAGCGAGCCAAUCAGGGAGCGCCAGGUGGCGCCCAGGGAAGGGGCUGGGCAGAAGCCGGGGCAAGGAACGGGAGUGAAGAAGCGGUCUCCAGACGGGGGAGAGAGGGGAACGGGGUUUUCGGGGAGGGUUAGCGACAAACCGGAGAGGGGUGACGAUCAGGGCCGCCGAGGAGGAGUUGCGUCAGUGAGUGGAAGGGGGGAAGGGGCAUUGAGAUUGCCACAGAAACUGGGUGGAAGCGGGGUGCGGGGAACUAGGAAGGUGUCAAAUACGUGGCAGGAAUUGCAGGCCCGGCCUUCUCAGGGGGCGUUCGCGAAUGGUAUAGCUGGGGGGGGAAAUGCUGCGAACACGAAGAUAGAGUCCGAGCUUUCUCCCCAGGAAAGAGACGCACCAAGUGGUGCAAUGGGAGGAGGGGAAAAGCAAGUGAGCAGUGAAGCAGGGAGAGCACCCCCGGAAAAGAAUGCGCCCAGUUUUGACCAGUGGGACCUGGGACUGCCGGACUAUGACCUCGUCAAAGAGUACAUGAAAGAGGCGCCUCCAGGUCCCCAGGGGGGUCCUCAGAAGUCGGAGAUCCUUACCCCCCCUGUGAUGCCGUCAGAGUUCAGUCAAGAGCCCAGCCCUAGUUAUGGCGCGGCGUUUACGAAUGAGGAGGGGGAGGAAACCGGGGAGAGGGGUUUGGGUGAGCUUGCAAUGUCUCAAGAGGAGUUAGCAGCAAAGGCGCGGGCGAUUGAAGGGCGGUUAAGAAACGGGUUUGGAGGGGGUAUGAAUGGGCAAUCGGGCGUCGGGUCCCCCGGAAACGCAAACAGGGGGCCAGCUCGAGAGGGUAAAGUACCAGGUGGAUUGGAUGAUAUUGCGAGAGGGGGAUCCCCCAACAGUAGCGUAGCGGAGGAUGUUGAGAUUGGGAAAGCAACCGACGUCGACGACGAUAGCCUAUUGGCGCAGUUUGAUCAGAUGAUGGCGAGCAAGCAGAACUGGAUGCCAGACGACGUUCGAGAUUCUGAUCUGGGGGGCUCUGAGGAUGUGCUUCCGAAACGGGGGGGUAAAAGCGGGGCCGUGGGAAAGGGGGGGAAGAAGCAACGGGGGCAUUCACGAGAGGACUUCGAUGAUGACGAGGACUUCGAAACGGAGGAGGCGCUUCGGCGAACGGAGGAGCUUUUGAGGGGGAAGAGUGAUGCGGGGCUGAUGCCGGAAGCGAGAGCGAGACUGGAAGAGGAGAGGCGGCUGGAUUCGAUGGUGGGAGAUGAGGACGAGGAAAGUGAUGAGGAUGAGGAGAUUGAGGAGCAGUUUAUCCAGGAUCCUGAUUGGCAGGACGGCUGGGGUGACGACAUGUACAUGGACCUCGACGAAGAGAUGAAAAAGGCCAAGGCGGAGCGCGCCGCCAAAAAGGCCAAGCAAGGCACGCGCGACAUCAUCGACCUGACACGUGGCAACGAGCCAUUGGCCGGGAAGCUGAACCGCGACGGCAGCCUGUCGAUCGAGGGAAGCCAAAAGGGUCAGGGCGCCGGCAGGGCAGUCAGGGGGAUCGAAAGUCUCUCUAGCGGUUCGGGAAGGAAAAGUCGGAAACCGGUGGAUGUCGAAAAGGAGAAGCGGGACUCGGAAGAGUUUAUUGCGACGUUGCAACGAAGAGCGGAAGAGAGGAAAACGGGGGGGAGGAAGAAGAGAGCGAUUCCGGAUACGGGCAGUCUGUGGGAGACCCCCGAAAUGGUGGCGGAGCGGAGGAAGGAUAUGGCGCUCGACUCGCUGGAAGAGGAACUAGAGGAGGAAGAAAUCAUGCUGGAGCAACGGGCCGAGAGAGUGGCGAAAGAGUUCAGCCUGAUCGAUAGUGUGGUUAAGGGAGAGUUUGAAGACGAAGAGUUGGAGCUCGAGGCUCUGUUGGCGGAUGAUGCAUUGUUGGAGAUGAGUGAUGACGUCAGUGGCGCACACGUUGAAGGUUCUGACCGUGAAGUGGUUGGAAGAAGUGCGAAGCAUGAAGAGGAAAGAGAAAGGGAAGAAGAGGAGAGGAGAAAAGAAGAAGAGAGGAAGAGAUUGGAGGAAAGGAGGCGUGCGGAAGAAAGUUUGAGCAUUGGGGGCUUCUGGGCAGAUCUGGACGACGAACCAAUUCCAAGUACUGCUCGGACUGUCGGCAACGCAAAGGUUGAACGAAAAGCGCCUUCCUCAAAGGAGAGCGAUGCUCAGAGAAGUCACGUUGAAAAGCGAGAGGCCGUUGAACUCACUUCCGGGAUUGCUGGGUCUGCAGUGGCCUCGGAAAAACGACAAAUCCCAGGAGUGCCCUCAGAAACCGGCAACACUUCCGGAGGGCAAAACGAAAAAGGAAGGGGCGCGGAACGUGAGGCCGGAAACGGACCUGAGAGCAGUUCCCAACAGUUGGACCAGCUUCCAGGGUCAAGCGACGGGGCAAUGGUUGCAAAGGAACCGGUAACUAGAGAUGGCGGGUUUGGGGAGACGGUGGAGGCGCCGGAGAAGCAGACGCUGCUGGAACAGCUACGGCCGCAGCGGCUGAGACGGAGAGAGGAGCCGAAAGAAGAGACGGUAGAGUCGGUUAUCAAGGGUUAUCCCGAGCUGGAGUUUACGGAGGAGGUCGACCCCGAGACGGGGGUGGUCCGUCAGGUGAUCCGCCACGUGGGCUUACCCCCCGGCGAGAUUGCAGCGGAGGAGCGGCGCGAAGCGGAGCGCUUGGCGCAGUCGCUCAAUAUCGAGACGGACGAGGCAGCUCAGGCGAACAUGCUGGUGGACCGAAUGCUGGUUGCGGGGGAACGAGUGGAGGAAAUGAUCACGCAACUAGGGCGCGAGAAAAGGCUGGACACGCAGAUCCUGCGGGCGAUCGACCGGAAGAUGGGCAUCGCGCGAAAGAACAAGGCGGACAAGGCGAUUGAAACCCUCGACAUCCUGUAUAAGUAUAUCGAGGCCGAGAUGGAGCGCCAGAACGCGUCCCCCGCGCUGCGCCUGCUGGACGAGUUGCUGCAGCUGGACGACGGCGCGCUGGACGAGGCCACGUGGCUGCGCCUCUGCCGCGACCGCAUGCGCGCGGAGUUCGUGCCAGAGAGCGCCAUCGACAUCUUCAACCCGCCGGGGGUGCCCAAGCCGCGCGCGGACGGCACGUGGGAAUACCCCGAGGACGACGAGGGCAUCCUGCGCAUCGACUUCGUGCGCGAGAUCGACGACCUCCUCGAGGACCUCGCGCAGCAGGAGCGCGAGUUUGCGCGGGCCUCCGGAUACACUGCCGAAGCCAUCGCUGCGCGGCUCGUGAUCGAGCAGCGGAUGCGCACCGCGGCGCAGCUCCGCAAGCUCAAGCGGAACGCGGCCAUGAUCGAGGUGUGAGAGUUUAUGCUGCUAUUGAUCUCCGCUUUGAUUCGCAGUAGUUUCAUAAAGUGCGACUAUGAGGUGCGACUAUGACGGUUUCAAGAGCCUUUUCUGGGUAGCUUGCAGUGUUCUUCCAGAAAC